This is a messenger RNA of Adineta steineri, 1719 nucleotides long. The record is from the annotation of a GenBank genome assembly. Lineage: Eukaryota; Metazoa; Rotifera; Eurotatoria; Adinetida; Adinetidae.
AUGGAGCCUGAUUUUGAACGUCGUCUUAUACAAUCUAUGUCGGGUGGUUCAUCUCUUAAUUCAUCUCCAUUUUCAUCUCCAAUCUCAUCUCCAUCACCUAUUAAAUGUAGUGAUCGUUUUAUUCCACUUAGAAGUUUAUCACAACCAUCUGCAUUUUUUAUCGAUCAAGAACAAACACAUAAAGGGCCAAUGAUUGAUAAAAAAUCAUCUCGUGAUCCAACCACAUCAGCAACAAAUACAAAUGGAAAUUCAUCAACCAAUGGUACAACAAUUGCAGCUGAUCGAACAAAAGAUGUAUUAACUUAUCAAGCUUUACUACAAAAUGAAAUGUUUGGAACACAAAUCGAUACUUUAUAUGAUGAAUAUCAUAUGAAUAGUUCUUAUUCAAAUAUUAACAGUAAUCAACAUCAUACAACAGGAACUACAAAUCAAGGUGGAAAUAAUGAUACAACAAUUAAUGGAGGAAUUAAUUCUCAACCUGUAACAACAACAUUAAAUGGACAAACUAUUGGUGGACAAAUUCAUACAACAUCAAUAUCAGGAAUCAAUGGUAUUCUUUCUCAAUCAUCUCAGCAACGUUUACCAUAUACAAAUACAAAUUCGAAUCUAUUACGUACACGGGAUCCGAAUACUAUCUUUCGUUAUUCUGCCCGACGUAAUACAGAUGAUUUACAUUAUUCACCAUAUUCUUUAUCUCCAUUAUCACCUGCAUCAAUUCGUCUUUUACGUUCACCACGUAAACAAUUACGAAAAAUUCCUAAAACUCCAUUUAAAGUUCUUGAUGCACCUGAACUUCAAGAUGAUUUUUAUUUAAAUUUAGUUGAUUGGUCAUCAACAAAUAUUUUAGCUGUUGGUCUUAAUGCAUCGGUUUAUUUAUGGAAUGCAAAUACAAGUAAUGUCACACGUUUAUGUGAUUUACAAACUGAAUCAGAUACAGUAACAAGUGUAGCAUGGAGUGAUCGAGGGCAAUAUGUUGCUGUUGGAACUCAUAAAGGUAUUGUUCAGAUAUGGGAUGCAACAACAAAUCGCAAAACAGUUUCAUUUCCACGUCAUACAGCACGUGUUGGUGCAUUAGCAUGGAAUGAUCAUUGUAUAUAUUCUGGUUCACGUGAUCGAUUUAUAUUACAAAAUGAUACACGUUCAAGUAAACAAGAACGUAAAUUAGCUGGACAUAGACAAGAAGUAUGUGGAUUAAAAUGGUCACCUGAUAGACAAUUACUGGCAAGCGGUGGAAAUGAUAAUCGUUUAUUAGUAUGGAAUCAAUCAUGUAUAAAUCCAAUACAAAUUUAUACGGAUCAUACAGCAGCUGUUAAAGCUAUUGCAUGGAGUCCACAUCAACAAGGUUUAUUAGCAAGUGGCGGAGGAACAGCCGAUCGAUAUAUUCGAUUUUGGAAUACAUUAACAGCACAAAGUUUACAAUGUAUUGAUACUGGAUCUCAAGUAUGUAAUUUAGCAUGGUCAAAACAUUCAAAUGAACUUGUAUCAACGCAUGGUUAUUCACAAAAUCAAAUUGUUGUUUGGAAAUAUCCAUCAAUGUUACAAUUAGCUCGUUUAACAGGACAUACAUUUCGUGUAUUAUAUUUAGCUGUAUCACCUGAUGGUGAAUCAAUUGUAACAGGAGCUGGAGAUGAAACACUUCGAUUUUGGAAUGUAUUUACAAAAUGUCGUGCUAAUAAAGAAUCCGACAGUGUACUUAAUUUAUUUAAUAAAAUUCGAUGA